This is a messenger RNA of Branchiostoma floridae (Florida lancelet), 769 nucleotides long. RefSeq names its product chondroadherin-like protein. The coding region runs from base 11 to 769 and encodes 252 amino acids. Lineage: Eukaryota; Metazoa; Chordata; Leptocardii; Amphioxiformes; Branchiostomatidae. The transcript is spliced from 2 exons. The record is from RefSeq and is a predicted model, not a curated record. Gene Ontology annotation, cellular component: voltage-gated potassium channel complex. Gene Ontology annotation, molecular function: transmembrane transporter binding; potassium channel activator activity; voltage-gated potassium channel activity.
AGCCUACACGAUGCUCCCUAUGUACGAGGACAUCACCUGUCCGGAGCUUUGCCAAUGUGACACGGGAAAAGUCACCUGCAGCGGUCAGGAACUCCCUGAUGUGCCACAGAGUCUACCAAUCGACAUCAUCCAGCUCGAUUUGUCAAACAACAUCAUAACCAACUUGGGGAAUCAUGCUCUUUCACAACUGAGGUACCUUCAGGUCCUAAAUCUUCACAGUAACCGGCUCCCAAAAGUAUCCAACGUGGACAUGAAGAACCUGGGACGUUUGCAGUCGCUCGACCUGUCCGAGAAUCAAAUCAGCGACGUAGAGGAGCAGGCCUUCAUGGGCUGUCCGGACUUGUUGCACUUGUACCUGUCCGGAAACAACAUGUCGUCAGUUCCUGCGAAUGCUCUAGCCCCGCUCUGGAAACUGCGUACCUUAGACAUGAGUUUCAACAACAUCCAGGCACUUUUCCGAGAGGACUUCGCCGGUAUGAGCUGGCUCCAGGUGCUGAGGUUGGAUGACAACUGUAUGGACACCAUGGACCAGGACGCAUUUUUGUACACGCCUCACCUGCAGACCCUGCGCAUGGGCAGGACGUGCUUGAGGGACAUCCCGACCUUUGCACUGUCAACCUUGCGUCGUCUCAGGCGGCUAGACCUGUCCGGUAACCUGGUCACCACCCUCCGCCAGGGGGCGUUCAGGCACGCUGUCAAACUACAGGAAAUCAAUCUUGGUAAGGAAGAUGCCGUGUCGUAUCACACACAAACGGGGUCUAGCCUAUAG